Messenger RNA from Mustela erminea (ermine), 4610 nucleotides. RefSeq names its product STIM activating enhancer (gene STIMATE). The transcript is spliced from 8 exons. The record is from RefSeq and is a predicted model, not a curated record. Gene Ontology annotation, cellular component: membrane; cortical endoplasmic reticulum. Lineage: Eukaryota; Metazoa; Chordata; Mammalia; Carnivora; Mustelidae. Gene Ontology annotation, molecular function: calcium channel regulator activity. Gene Ontology annotation, biological process: activation of store-operated calcium channel activity. The coding region runs from base 164 to 1048 and encodes 294 amino acids.
CUCAGACGUCGGGUUACGCGCGGCGGCGAGUGGGCCGCGGGGCGGAGGUACCGGCUCCCGGCUUCGACUCCCGGCCCGGAGCUCGGCGGCGCGGCCCCGGCAGGCAGCGAGGCCGGGCGGGCGGGCUGGCUGCGGCGCCCCGCGCCCCUCCGCCAGGCCCGCCAUGCAGGGCCCCGCCGGGAACGCGAGCCGCGGGCUCCCGGGCGCGCCGCCCUCCACCGUCGCGUCCGGGGCGGGCCGCUGCGAGAGCGGCGCGCUCAUGCACAGUUUCGGCAUCUUCCUGCAGGGGCUGCUCGGCGUCGUGGCCUUCAGCACAUUGAUGCUCAAGCGCUUCAGAGAACCAAAGCACGAGAGACGGCCGUGGAGGAUAUGGUUUUUAGACACUUCUAAACAAGCCAUAGGAAUGCUGUUCAUCCACUUUGCAAAUGUGUACCUAGCAGAUCUCACUGAAGAGGACCCUUGCUCACUGUACCUCAUCAACUUCCUCCUGGACGCCACCGUGGGCAUGCUGCUCAUCUACGUGGGGGUGCGCGCCGUCAGCGUCCUGGUGGAGUGGCAGCAGUGGGAGUCCUUGCGAUUUGGCGAAUAUGGAGACCCUCUGCAGUGCGGAGCCUGGGUUGGGCAGUGUGCGCUUUACAUCGUGAUCAUGAUUUUUGAAAAGUCUGUCGUCUUCAUCGUUCUCCUCAUACUUCAGUGGAAAAAGGUGGCCCUGUUGAACCCCAUUGAAAACCCAGACCUGAAACUGGCCAUCGUCAUGCUGAUCGUCCCCUUCUUUGUCAAUGCUUUGAUGUUUUGGGUCGUGGACAACUUCCUCAUGAGGAAGGGGAGGACGAAAGCUAAACUGGAAGAAAGGGGAGCCGACCCGGACCCGAGGGACGGGAGCAAGGUCCGCUACCGAAGGGCCGCGUCCCACGAAGACUCAGAAUCGGAGAUCCUGAUCUCCGCCGACGACGAGAUGGAGGAGUCUGACGCGGAGGAGGACCUGCGCCGACUGACCCCCCUGAAGCCUGCGAAGAAGAAGAAGCACCGCUUCGGGCUGCCGGUCUGACGCGCUCCUGUGCUGGGGUCAGGCGUGGGGGCUCCCUCGGGUCAGCAGGUGGUCGCUGCGCAGUGUCCUUCCUUCCCUCCUCUCUGCCCCUCCUCUUCUACCUCCACUCCUCUCGCUGUCUCCGCCCGCUCCCAGACGGCUGUGACUUGCCAGAGGGAGGCCGGGCCAGCGCUGAGGGGCUCCAGGCAGCCGGAGGUCCCCACUCAGUUGCACUACAAACACUGACCAAAUAUGCAAGUGAGGCGUUCUGUGUGUCUGUCAUUGUCCCAGACGGUGUUGCGAGGGACCCAGAAGCCCCGUCCUGUGUCUGGCUGGGUGGCACUGAGGAGGAAAACUGACGCGCACAGACUGGGUAGAGCCUUUCCCCAAGGCUCGGGGAGCGUGAGGAUGUAACACAUUUUGGGCUAAAAGUCACUCAUUGACCAAGUUGGAACCGCAAUGCUUUCUUACUCCAAAUGGCUUUGUAACUACUGAUUUCUAAAGCCGGUUUUAUGAGCUGUCACAGUGUUAAUGUUUUUUGAGUAUGUGUUUAUUUCCUAUGGGACUAAUGGGCAAAAACAUAGAUUUUUAAGUCUUCCGUAUGCUGUUGACUUUUAUAUUUUUAAGUUAUAUUUUCAUACUAUUGUAUUUAAAAACUCUUUUUAAUCCCCCAAAGAAAUGGGUUUGUCUGCCUUUCAUGGGAUGUGAACUAGUGGGAAGAAAAAGUUGGGAGUUUUUUUAUUUGGGAUAUUUUUAGGUAAUCUGAGAGGAGAUGAGGCCAGUGGUCCCAGCAGGAAGGGAGAGGAGCCCUUGUCUGAAAGGGAUGAACCCAGUGGGUCUGUAAAGGCCGCGGCUGAGUGGGAGGCAGCUGGUCUGAAGGCCUGUCCGGGGACAAGUGGGUCCAGCGCUUGGCUUUCUGCUGGCAGUUUAGAGGUCUGAGUUAAAUGUGACCAAGAGAAGAGCCUAGAGGUCUGUGUCCAGAGAACUGAAACCAUAGGGGCCACCCCUGUGAGUUCCCUGCCUCUCUUCAGUCUCCACAGCUGAAGUAUAAAAUUCAGUAUGAGCCUCCUUGCCUCCCAGUGCAAGGUGGAGCCUUUGGAACCAGCUGCUGGACCAGCCUCAGUAACCUCCUCUCAGGCUGCCCUAUGUCUGUCGUCUUGGUGUUGUCCCCCUGUUGAGCACAACGGUCUGAGGAACGCCCGCCUGACCCAGUGAUCUUGUUUCUCAUGGCCUCAGAGCAGCAGGGCAGCUGGAGAGGGGGCGGGUCGAGGUGUGGGAGCUCACUGUCCGCGUCCGCAGGCAGGCUAGAUGCUUCGAGGCCCAGGUCCCCUCCCUGGGGAGUGGCCCUCACUCCUCAGCAUGGCCACAGGCCUCCACAGCUCUGGAGGCGUGCUGACCACAGUGGUCCGGGUCGGCCUGAGCACUCGCCCUGCUGUGGGAGCAGCACGGUGGGACAGCCAGUGUUCCGUCAUGGCCCUGAGACAGCCACAGAAGCUGAGGAACGGAAAACUGCACCACUAAGGCGCAAGCUAGAAGGGAGGCAAGUACAGGGAGGCCACCUGGCCCAUAACCUUCCUUUAUAGACCUACGCACAAAUGUGCUGCCCUUAAGUAGAUUGGGUCUGAAUUGUGGUGUGGGAGCCAGGCCACUAUGCUCUGGGCCUGCCUUCCCCCAGGAACCAGAGGCCUGAAAGGAACUGGGCCCUGUCAUGGCCCUGGGUGGCCACUCUGUGAAUGUAGGUGUCUACAGGCGGGAGACAAGGCUGCGUGUAAGACAAGAGGCCUUGACCGCAUUUGCCCUCACUUCGGCUCUUCACCCCCGCCCGCCCCCAGCCAUAGUGGACUGUUCCUCCUGGAGAAUCGGUGCUGGGGAAGGCCAGAACUGACAUUGUGCCUGCUACGUGUCAGCCCCUUGUGGCGUUGCUGGCUCUCCCUACUUUUCCCCCCUGUCUCAUCUUGUAUGAACAGCCUGUGCCUGCUGCUGUCCCCGUACCUUCCUGAGCUCCGAAUCAGCAGUGCUUUCAGUCUUGAGCUCCAGGCACAGUGGUGGGGGAACCACAGUCUCUGGAAGGUGGAAAGUAGGCUUUCUGUAGGCCUCAGACAAUCUGCUCAUCUCAAGGCCUGUCCCAGUGCCUGCAGGGCAGGGGUUUGGGGAGCAAAGUGGUGGCUAGUGAGGGCUGGUUUUCCCUUGGAUCCUGAAUUUCAGUAAGGGCUUUAGUCUCUGAGUCACUGUCGUAGAGCUGACCAGGGUAUGGGUCUCUAAUCAUAGAGAGCCAUGUGAUGUGUAGGACUGGACAGCGUGGCCUCGCCGGUUUAGCCGUCCCUUCCCUUCCGGCUGUGUGUGUGUGAGUGUGUGUGUGUGUGUGUGUGUGUGUGUGUGUGUAUGCACAGGCACACGCAUACACACACACAGAGUUUGUAUUCCCUGGAGUGUUUCCUGUAAUCCCUGGGAAUUUUUCUUUGUUGCAUUGUCGCAAGAGACCAGAUGCAGAGGGCCAUGGUCAGAACGUUCUCCUGAACUGUCCUCCUUCUCUGGGAUGAGUCUCCUUACCACCUGCCCCGAGGUGCCUUACUCAGUACAGCUCUUUACCCAGCCACAUGGCAAGUGUCACAGUGCUUGAGAAACCAUGGGACACCAACCGGAUAUUGUGUGCUAUCCAUCUGAUCAGUGCAGAUGUGGACAUUGGCCAAGGCCCCCCUGAUGGAAGCUUGUAAGUCAGGGUCAUGAAUGAGUUUCUUGUACCUAAUGGAAAUAACCUGGUGAGGUAGAAACUAUCACGUCUGAAUGGAAGGAAUCGUUGUUGGCCUUAUUUCCUUUCGCUGUCAGUGGGAUGUUAGCAGUGGCGGGGGCAGGGGAUGUUGGUGAGAUCUUGGGCGGCAGUGGCUUCUUGGUCUGCUCAGAAGACCUUCAAGGUAGAGGCCUGUGGCCCAUCAGUUAGCGCUCAGGCACGCUGGUGGCCUCCUGCCUCAAGCUUUAACUAGUGCCCCUUCCUGGCAACUGCAAGUCCUAGGCGAAUGUUGACCACUCAUGCCUUUAAAGGGAAACCUAGAGGGGCUCAGAUUCUAGGCAGUCUAGUCCUGCAGGCUGCAGCCCAGAGUCCCCAUCGGAAGGCUGCCCAGGAGCCCACUCUGCCCUCCAGACAGCAACGUGCUGGUCUUUUUGCAGCCAAUCCAACAUAGACGCUCUGGAACUUCUCAUUGGCCAAAGCAGCCACCUUGUAGGGUUGGCUUUUAGAAGUUGCACACACUUCUGACCGGGAGAGGAGACCUCUCUGUUCUCCCCUGUGAAGCACUGGCAGCUCUGAAGGGCUUUGCUCUCUGGGAGGGACUUCCAGUCCGAUGGCCGUCAGCACCUUGAGCUCCUGGCUGGGGGGGUGAGCUGUCUCAUUUGGUCUCUCUUUCUCAUGAUGUUUAUUAGAACUCAGAACUGUGUGAGCAAACCAUGGCCUAUUUCCACUGCCCUUCCGGUGGGGGUGUUUCAGCAGUGGUGUUAAGAUUCACAGAAACACAUUUUUGAAAUGAAAGGGAAGACGAUGUACUUACAUUGUAAAAUGGUUUACAAUAAAGUUUCACAUCUUAAUACA